Molecule: messenger RNA, 1446 nt
Organism: Geosmithia morbida
Lineage: Eukaryota; Fungi; Ascomycota; Sordariomycetes; Hypocreales; Bionectriaceae
Product: DNA excision repair protein ERCC-1
Exons: 1
Coding region: 1-1446 (481 amino acids)
Biological process (GO): nucleotide-excision repair; mitotic recombination; meiotic mismatch repair
Cellular component (GO): ERCC4-ERCC1 complex; nucleotide-excision repair factor 1 complex; nucleus
Molecular function (GO): damaged DNA binding; single-stranded DNA binding
Source: RefSeq, a predicted model, not a curated record
AUGGACGAAUUCAUAGCAGACGACGACCUCCUAGAGGCCAUGGCGGCCAUCGAACCAACCCUACAACCGGCACCUCCACCGCGCAAAGUCCAACAGCCGACACCGCAACGACUCGACAGGGCACCACCGCCAUCACUACCACCACCUCCUCCUGCUCCAAACACAUCGUCCACACCCGCAUCCACAUCCGCAUCCGCGUCCGCAUCCGCGUCCGCAUCCACGGCAGCAGGACCCAAGAUAGUUCAACCGACGCCGCAAGCGCUCCCGCAGCGCAGCACGCCGUCCUCGGGCUCGACGAUACUGGUAUCGCCCCGGCAGCGUGGCAACCCGGUGGUGUCGUCGAUCAAGUCGGUACCGUGGGAGUACAGCGACAUACCGGCGGACUACGCGAUGGGCCUGGGGACGUGCGCCCUGUUCCUCAGCCUGAGGUACCACCGCCUGCACCCGGAGUACAUCUACACGCGGAUCCGCAACCUGCAGGGGCGGUACAAGCUGCGGAUCGUGCUCACCAUGGUGGAUAUUGCCAACCACGAGGACCCGCUGCGCGAGCUCUCGACGGCGUCGCUGGUCAACGGCGUGACGCUGGUGUGCUGCUGGUCGGCCGCCGAGGCGGCGCGCUACCUCGAGCUGUACAAGUCGUACGAGCACGCCGGCUUCGCUGCCAUCAGGGGCCAGCAGAGCACGGCGUACACGGAUCGGCUGGUCGACUUCGUCACCGUGCCGCGCAGCCUGAACAAGUCCGACGCCGUCGCCAUGGUGGCCAACUUUGGCAGCCUGAGGAGCGCUGUCAACGCCGACCCGGAACAUCUCGCCCUCAUCGGGGGUUGGGGUGGCACAAAGGUCAAGAGGUGGACGGCCGCUGUGAAUGAGCCGUUCAGGGUCAGGAAGAAGAUAAGGAGGGUAGGUGGUACCCAGGUCGGUGCCGGUGCCGGUGCCGGUGUUGGCCCUCAGGUGUCGUCGACGCCGUCGACACAGCAGCAGCAACAGCAACAGCGUCGUGAAGAUGGUGCCUCUCAGGGCGGUGGGACCCAUCAGCGGGGGAAUGCUCUGAGUCGCUCACAGCCUUCCGCUGCCCCCCGCUCACAAGAAGCCGGUCCGCAACCGAGCCGCUCACGGCCUGCUGCUUCCGGUACACAGCAGAGCACAUCCUCAGCGGCACCGAAGGCAGUAGCAGAAACAAGCUCCAGAUCGGGACAGCUCCAUCUCAUGGCCGGCCUGGAUGAUGGGGACGCUGAUGUCGAUGAGGAGGCCAUGAUUGCUGCUGCUAUUGAAGAAUCGAAAAAGUUGACCCAACGGCAACGGCAGGAGCAGCAGCAGCAGCCACCAAAGUCGUCGUCCAGUUCUUCACAUCAGCAGCAAGAGACACGGAGUCAGGAGAAGGGCAAGGAUCAACUCAGUGAUGGCGUUGCUGCUGCUCUGGAAAGGUUACGACAGGGCGGCGGAUGA